This is a messenger RNA of Melanotaenia boesemani (Boeseman's rainbowfish), 3485 nucleotides long. Its product is annotated as oocyte zinc finger protein XlCOF8.4-like. Gene Ontology annotation, biological process: regulation of transcription by RNA polymerase II. Gene Ontology annotation, molecular function: RNA polymerase II transcription regulatory region sequence-specific DNA binding; DNA-binding transcription factor activity, RNA polymerase II-specific. The coding region runs from base 160 to 1992 and encodes 610 amino acids. Gene Ontology annotation, cellular component: nucleus. The transcript is spliced from 5 exons. The record is from RefSeq and is a predicted model, not a curated record. Lineage: Eukaryota; Metazoa; Chordata; Actinopteri; Atheriniformes; Melanotaeniidae.
CCGCGCGAACCCAACACAAAACUCCGCCCUUUCCGCUGCCGUCACUGCUGUAGAAAGAAUGCCCGUUUGUUAGCUAUGCAGGUCAUGGGCGAUGAAAGAAGCAGUUCGUGGCAACUUUAAAUGUGCAACAACACCGGGAAAACAGAACUUAAAUAGGAAAUGUGUUCCGUGGUCGGAUGUGACUCGUGGCGUCGCAAUGCGCGACGGUUUACGUUGCCAGAAGACCCAGAGAAGAGACUGGAAUGGGUUCAGUUUGUUUUAGAAGUCAACAGCCAACGACUUAAAGAAUCAUCAUGUACUGACAUCAGUGUUUGUAGUGAACACUUCACCCGUGACUGCUUUUUAAACCCAGCUCCAACGUCUGACACGAUCCAGUUGAAGUCUGGUGCAGUCCCAACAGUGUGUGUCAAAGAAGAGCCCGAAGAAGUCGAGCUAAAACAGGAGCCUGUGGAAAUCGAAGCCUCUUCCUUUUAUUGUGAACAACCAAAAAUCUCAGAUAGUCCAACUCCUAUCAUAGAAAAAGUUUCCAGUUUAAUGGGUGCUCCAGCAACCAGUGGGUCAAAUGAUUCCUCUGAUUCUUCUACGUCUGAUAUUAUGCUGAUGCUGCAAAAAAUUAAAAACCUUGAUAUUAUCAGGGAAAAAGCUGCACUUCUUCAGAAGGAAAGAAGGUUUGUUGUGAAUGAAAAGCAACUUCUCCAGUUGUUCCGCAGCAAGUGCCCCUUGUGCCAGUCUAAAGUAAAGGUGCAGAAAAUUGUCUGUCGUGUACACCUGGAGCUGAACCUGAACUGCCUUCAGUGUGACUACAGAAAGCAGUGGAAAAAUCUGUCUGAUGCUGGCAUCUCAGCAGCUGAAGGCAUGGAUGUGGCAGAAUGCACAGAAGUAUCUUUAGAGACGGGUGAUGGACAAAACACAAGGGACCCGGAGAUUGCAGGAAUGAUGCAACAAUCAGAUAUAUCCAGUGAUCCAGAAGAACUGAAUUCAGAUGAGGACUGGGAACCAGAGGAGCAUUUAUUUUAUGAACAGCUUCACUCUGAAUCUGACGAGGAAAGCUCAUAUGAAGAUGACAAUGUUAUCUCUAAAGACAGCCGGCUCUGCACGGACUGUGGGAAAUUUUAUGAUGGGCAAAAGCAGCACAUAUGUGAGCAUAAAAUUAAACCAUAUUCAUGUAAUAUUUGUGGAAAGAGAUGUGUCAGUGAGCUGUCUUUGAGUAAUCACAACAGAGUCCACGAUGAAAACUACGAGCACCCGUGCAAAUACUGCCACGUUACAUUUAAAACAAAAACGGAUAAAAUCACUCAUGAGCAGACCCACGUCACUCAAGAGAAGCCCUAUCAAUGUUCAGAUUGUUCAGAGACAUUUGCCAAAAACAGGGACCGUAGAAUCCACAUGAGAGAUCACAGAGGUCCAAAGCAAUACAAAUGUAAAUUUUGCGGGCUUGAGUUUCCUCGAAGUAUUUCUCUUCAAAGACAUUUGUUUGUGCACACAGGAGAAAAGCCAUUCAAGUGUUCGGUGUGCCAGCGCGGCUUCAACCAGGCGAGCCACCUGAAAUCUCACUUGCGCCUGCACACAGGGGAGAAGCCUUACAAGUGUCGGCACUGUGACAAAUGCUUCAAUCACAACGUGAGCUUAAAGAGUCACAUCCAGUGUUAUCACAAAGCCAAGUCCAGAUGUGGACCAAAAAAGAAAAUGAACAAAGGGGAAGAUGGGAAUGAGAGAAGUGCAGACUCUGAGCUUGAUGAUGUAGAGGAGGAACGGGAUACAGAUGAGGAGGUUCACAUGAAGAGAAUGGGUAGCCCUAAAAAUAAAAGGAGGCGCACAGGUAGACCCAUUGGAAGACCCAAGAGAAGCAGAGCAGAAAAAAUUGAAGACCAGGACUCGAACACUAAGACUGCAAAAGUGCAGAAAACAAAGAAAAUGCUGUCCAGCAGUGAAGAAAGUGAGCAAUCCUGUGGCUUAACAGAGGAUGAAGAGGAUAGAAGUGUACAGAGAUGAAGAGGAAGAUCAAAAGGAUCUUCUGAGUCUGAGUCUGACUUAGAUUUUGAGACAGAAAUUAAGAAGUGGUGCAGUAAAAAUGUCAGUCAGGGAUCAGGGCGGCACCGAGGAAGACAAAGAGCGGCAGUUGAGGAAACUUUAGAUGGUGAACUAAAAAUGCACCAUAAAGAACUGCACUGCUUUCCUGUUUUAUUCCCCCCAAAUGUUUUUUUUUUUUUUUUUUUUUUUAAUAAAUCCAAUUUUUGGUGACCACACUAAGUAGAUAUAGACUGAGCUGUCAGUUUAGCAGGUGCCUGUGAGACAUUUGGAAACAUUUCCUUCCCUAAUGCCACCAUGUACCACAGCUCUGACACGAGAACUCUGUACUUUCAGAAGUGUUAAACAUAUCUCCUUUUUUUGUGCUUUUUAUUUUCAGUAUUUUAUGCAUCAUGUUGUAAAACCAUUCAAACAGUACCGAUUAAAUGUCAUGGUAAGAAAGCAGAGGUUUUUUUUCUCCAUUUUUCCUUAUUUAAAGACUAAAAAGAAAUAACUUCAUCACUCAGUCAUAAACAGCAAUUUAUUAAUUUUUUAAUUUAUUUUUAUUCUAGUGCAAUCUGUCCUUCUAAUUCUACAUUUGGGAAUAUUUGUCUUUUGAAAAGUUCUGCAUCCAGUCAAGAGCUGGAACCAUAGGACACACAUGCCAUACCAUUUAGAUUUUCUUUUGGUUUUCUUUGUUUUGUUUGUAGUAAUGCUUCAGGAAGUAUUAUUUUUAUUUAUUUAUUUUUAAUUAUAACAGGUUUUGUACAGUUGUCAGUAAUUUAGUACUUGGAGUCGAUCAACCCAUAAUACAUAAAAUGUCCAUUUUUUCCUUUUCUUUAAUGGUGUGUAGCGUUAUGAGCGGUGAGUUAUAAUGUUGCUUCUAUGCUGUUAUAGCUGUUAUAUCUUUUAGACUGUACAGAGUCAUAGCAAUGUAUUCCUAAGUUGUUGCUGCUUCAGACUAUGUUUUUAAAUUCAGUUUACAGUUUUUGAUUCUUAAAACUUUAUUAAUACUACAGUGUGUGUUGUAAGGUAUUAACAUGGAGUCUGUAUUUUAUAUAAAGAUCUUAAAACACAAGGAACUUAACUACUUGGUCAUGCAGAUGUAAUUGUAUUUGAUAGAUGAGUCCUUACAUUUUUGCCUGGACACUAAGUAACUUGGAUAAUUUAGAAAUAAACUGAUGGUGGACAGAUUAUGUUCAGAAUUGCAUUCACCUUCAUUCUGUUUUAUGUAAGGCACACGUUCCUGGAGGCUGUAAUGCCACUGAGAGGAAUGGUUUUCUUAUUUUAGGGAGCCUGACCAUUUUGGAAAGACAAUUAUUUUUUAUGGCAUUUCAGUGAUCGUUUCUUGUUGCUGUCACCACUUCCCUUGAUCAUAUUGAUCAUGUUGGGCUUUAUAAAGACACCUUUCCUUUCUGAUGUGUUUUGUGGAAGUGAUUUAAAUUACGUCUGUAAAAGUAAAGUAAAACUUCAUCGGA